AUGGAUGAUUACAGGUCAGAAUACGACGGACAAACUUACGACAGUUAUCGCGAAACGGAUGGCAGCACUGAAGGUGGUCGGUUUCCGUACGCAAAGCAAGUCUGUACACAUUGUCAUAACGAGAAAAGAAAGUGUGAAGGCUAUGAGGAAGGUGGUCAUUGUCUACGAUGUAUUGAUAAAAACAGAGACUGCCAAUUAUUCCAAAGAAGACAGCGAGGCCCUAAGAGAACGAACCUGGAUAUUCUUUCGGAAGAUUUACCUGGCGUAGAUAUUCCGAUAAAGGUUUCUCUUAGCAUAAAUAUUCCACAAGGAGAUUUACCUGGCGUAAAUGUUCCGAUGAAGGCUUCAUCUGGCGUGAAUACUCUACAGGAAGAUUCACCCGAUGUAGAUGUUCUGAUGAAGGCUUCACCUGGCAUAAAUAUUCCACAGGAAUAUUCAGUCGAAAUGGAUAUUUCGAUGAAGGCUUCGUCUAACACAAAUAAUCCACGGGAGUAUUUACCCGAUGUAGAUAUUCCGAAUAUUCCACCGGAAGCUUCAUCCAGCGUAAAUAUUCCAACGAAAGCUUCAUCAGUGCUGGAAGGAAUGCAAAUAGACGAAAUAGACGGACGAAACACGAGAUACUUUAAUCCAACAAACUCGAUAAGUUCUCGAGUUUAUGAUAAUUUAGUUAAAGAAAGCCUUGAGACGAGUAAUAACGUAUUAUCAACUGAAUAUCCCUUUCCGGAUACUGAUUCAUCAGAAAGUGUAUCUAAAAAUGCUUCAUCAGAGGAUCCUCCAAAUAUAAAAAACCUUGACAUAGAUAAAGAAAAAAAAUCAAAGACAGAGAAUAGUCCUCUUCCCAAUAAAAUACCUAACAAGACUCAAAAGGAUGUAUCUGGCAUAUAUCCUCCAUUGAAAAAUGGUUUGCAUUUGCGUCGAGACACGAAAUAUUUCUAUCCGAUGAGCUAUCGAGAAUUUGUCCUUCCUAUUCGCGAUUUUGAAGAUCGAACUUACGUUGAAACCGACAUUUCUCUUUGUAGUAAAGAAUUCUUAUAUCCUGACGAACUCGAUAUGGAAAUUAAAACUUGGAAAAGUCUCGGGCACUCGGACGACGAUAUAGCACACAUGAAAGAGUCUUGGUACAGGAAAAAAUCGUUACUCAUAAAAAACACACGGGUUUAA
Messenger RNA from Acaulospora morrowiae, 1161 nucleotides. NCBI's taxonomy places the organism in Eukaryota, Fungi, Glomeromycota, Glomeromycetes, Diversisporales, Acaulosporaceae. The record is from the annotation of a GenBank genome assembly.